Cantharellus anzutake is the source of this 1605-nucleotide messenger RNA. Its product is annotated as MFS general substrate transporter. The transcript is spliced from 17 exons. The coding region runs from base 1 to 1605 and encodes 534 amino acids. Gene Ontology annotation, biological process: transmembrane transport. Gene Ontology annotation, molecular function: transmembrane transporter activity. Gene Ontology annotation, cellular component: membrane. Lineage: Eukaryota; Fungi; Basidiomycota; Agaricomycetes; Cantharellales; Hydnaceae. The record is from RefSeq and is a predicted model, not a curated record.
AUGACCUCGCAAGGCAGCAUUGAAGAGAUAAGCAAGCCAGUCGUUCGGUUGAGCGAUGCUGAGAGUCCUGAAAUCGGGUACCACCGAGGUUCGGAUGAUAAGGAGCCCGUCGUGGUGAAGCAUGCCAGAAAGGGCGUUCUCGGUUUCUUCAGUGGUAUCGAACGGACUGCCGCCGAUGAAAUCGAACAAAUGGCUGAAAGUAUCACAUUCACUGAAGAGGAGGCGAAAGCUGUCAGACGCAAGAUUGACUUGCGUGUUCUGCCAAUCAUUGUUUUCAGUUAUAUCUUCAAUCAAUUUGGUGCGCCCCAUCCGGAGCAACCUUAUUCAUUUUGGCUAAUCCUUGUUUCCGGCUCGCCAUUGAGAUCGUACCAACAUGGGAUCACGGACAAUCAUAAAUGGACUACUGUCCUUUCCGUGUUCUACACCGGCUACUGUCUCCUCGAGAUCCCGUCAAAUAUUUUGCAGCGACACAUCGGUGCCAAUCGUUUCUUAUCCUUCUGGGGUCUCAGUUCCGUAAGCUUCGUGUAUGCCAAGGGUUACACUGGGAUCAUCAUUCUCCGAAUUCUUUUGGGAAUUGGCGAGGCUGGGUACUACGCAGGAAUGAUCUAUUACCUCUCUUUCUGGCGCGUAGACCUUUCUCAUCCAUCACCGCCCGGUACCGUCCCCGGUUGGAUAAGUGGUUUGUUGGCAUUUGGUCUCGUCCGCCUUCAUUCUUCCCACCUUGCUGGCUGGCAAUUCCUCUAUCUCGUCGAGGGACUUCCUACCCUCCUCAUGGCUAUCGUCAUUCUUCUGUGGCUCCCACCUUUCCCUUUCGCCGCUACGUUUUUAACCAAGAAGCAGAGAGCCAUUGCUCUCGCAAGACUGAAAGACCACAAGCCAAGGAGCCAUGGUGGAGCUACCGGGUGGCAGGGCGUUAAACUCGUUCUGAUGGAUCCCCAUUCAUGGUGCUUCGUCGUUCUGUACUGCAGCUUCAAUGUCUGCGUUGCCACCAUUAGUUACUUCUUGCCAACCCUCAUCAAGAAGCUCGGAUACACUUCCAUCCAAGCUCAAGGCCUUACCGUUGGACCCUACCUCGCUGGGAUGUUUCUGGUCUGGUUCCAGGCCUGGCACAGUGACAAGACUCAGGACCGAGGCUACCACAUCAUGGGUUCCGCUCUCGUUGGCUUCCUCGGCUACGCCCUUCUGGCCAUCUGCGCGGAAAAGAAUUAUCAUGUUUCUUACUUUGCCAUGUACCUCAUCGUCGCUGGUAUUUAUAGCUUGUUCCCAUUGGUAAUGAGUUGGGCUUCCAACACCAUGUCUCCUACCUCGAAGCGUGGUGUUGGGACAGCGUUCAUCGUCUCCAUCUCCAAUUGUAUCUCCAUUGCCUCCCCUCAAAUUUAUUUUGAUCCCGAGGAUUCUUUCAGAAAGGCACACGCCAUGUCCGCAGGUUUUAUAUUCCUUGCAUGCGUGACGGCCUUCGUCCUCCGAACUCGACUUGCCUACCUCAACAAGAAGCGUGAUGGAAUUCUUGAGAGACUUCCCCAACAUGAGAAACAGAUGCUAGAGGCCUCGGCUACGCUUGAGGAGCUCGCCGAUCACGACGUGAGGUACAGAUAUAUGACAUAA